This is a messenger RNA of Solanum tuberosum (potato), 1061 nucleotides long. RefSeq names its product peroxidase 57-like. Gene Ontology annotation, biological process: hydrogen peroxide catabolic process; response to oxidative stress. The transcript is spliced from 2 exons. Gene Ontology annotation, molecular function: peroxidase activity; heme binding. The record is from RefSeq and is a predicted model, not a curated record. Bases 1 to 1035 code for a protein of 344 amino acids. Lineage: Eukaryota; Viridiplantae; Streptophyta; Magnoliopsida; Solanales; Solanaceae.
AUGAAGUCUCAUGAACACGGUUUUGAGGCUUUCAAUUUUGAGCAUCCCCUAAUAGGAGGUGGCCACCAUGGAUAUCCACAUGUUUUUCCUGGAUAUAACGUAGAUCCGAUUACAGAAGAACACGAACAACCAGAGAUUUUAGGUGGAUUAAGAGAGGGAUUUUAUCAAAAUACAUGUCCUCAAGCAGAGCAAAUUAUCAAAAAUGGCCUAACUAGAGCCUUUCAAAAUGACUCUACUAUUGCUGCUGCCAUCCCUAGACUUUUCUUGCAUGAUUGCUUUGUCAAGGGUUGCGACGGGUCAAUAUUUCUCGAUACAACACCAAGUGGUGGGAAAGUAGAGAAGUUAUCUCCGUCAAAUGGCAUUACAGUCAAGGGAUUUGAACUCAUUGACGAGAUCAAAGCAGAACUCGAAGAGAACUGCCCGGGCAUUGUCUCGUGCUCUGAUGUUUUAGCCUAUUUAUCUCGUGACGCCUUUGUUGCAUCGGGACUCCCGCAUUACGAGGUGUCUGGUGGCCGACGUGAUGGCAUGGAAUCGCGCGUAGAAAACGUCGUUGGCAACCUCCCAUUGCCUGAUGAUACAGUAGACCAAAUGAUUCAACUUUUCAACAGAAAAGGCCUAAAUGCUGAAGAUUUAGUUGUCUUAAUUGGUGCACACUCAAUUGGAGUAGCUCAUUGUUUCAACUUUCUUUAUCGAAUGGACACACCCGAGAAGGCGCAAAUGGUUGAUCCGCGACUUGGUGGUGUUAUGAAAUUUACAUGUACUAGCCAAAUGAGUACAAUAGCGUUUGAUGCAACAACACAAUACAAAAUGGACUCAGUAUUUUACAAGCAAUUGUUGAUGAAAAAAGGCUUACUCGAAUCCGAUCAAGUUUUGACACAAGAUAUAAGAACAAGGGGAUUUGUCCAAAGAUUUAGUAAUGAUGAAGUGGGAUGGUUUAACAAAUUCGGCGUGGCCAUGAACAAGCUUGGGGCGGUAGAGGUGCUCACCGGAAACCAAGGGGAAAUCAGGAAACAAUGUCGAGCUGUUAACUUAUAAUAAGAGUUUAACUUGUAUACACUGAC